Ogataea philodendri is the source of this 510-nucleotide messenger RNA. RefSeq lists its product as uncharacterized. The transcript has a single exon. The record is from RefSeq and is a predicted model, not a curated record. Gene Ontology annotation, cellular component: ribosome; small ribosomal subunit. Gene Ontology annotation, biological process: translation. Gene Ontology annotation, molecular function: structural constituent of ribosome. Lineage: Eukaryota; Fungi; Ascomycota; Pichiomycetes; Pichiales; Pichiaceae. The coding region runs from base 1 to 510 and encodes 169 amino acids.
AUGUUCAAGUCGCUGACCGGACGUCUAUUUACUGCAGGACGGUUGCUCAAUCCCGUCAGGGUCGCCACGCCGUCGGUGACGUCGUUUAUCUCGCCGCUCCGCACCGCUUUCUCUCAACAACGGUUUGUCACCAUCAACCAGAUUAACCGUGGACAACAAUAUAUCAGCAAGAAAAAGAGAGGCUCCAAGUCGCCGGACCUUGAACAGAACCCUAUCAAGAAGGGUGUUGUGCUCAGAGUGAUGAUCCUCAAACCAAAGAAGCCAAACUCCGCCCAAAGAAAAGCCGCCAGAGUCAGACUUUCCAACGGAGAAGUUGUUUCUGCCUAUCUGCCAGGAAUCGGCCACAAUGCACAGGAACACUCGGUGGUUUACGUGCGAGGCGGCAGAGUCCAGGACUUGCCUGGUGUCAAGUACCACACGAUCCGUGGAGCUAUGGACCUGUCGGGAGUCGCCAACAGAAAAUCGGCCAGAUCCAAGUACGGAGUGAAAAAGCCUGCUAAAAAAGAGUAA